AUGAUCAUGGAUGCUGGUAUCAAGAAAGAAAUAGAACAGAAUAGGGAAAUACUAUCUCCAAUUAUUGAUUCUGUCAUUUUUUGUGGACGUCUAGGUUUACCUCUUCGUGGGCAUCGUGAUGAUUCCAAGUAUCACCCUACUGUUGGUUGUUAUUCAUCUGGAGGGGCUGGUAAUUUCAUUGAAACACUCAAUUAUGGAGUUAGGAGAGGGGAUAAAGUUUUAGAAAAUCAUUUAAAGAAUUGUGAAACAAACUCGAAAAAGACUAGAUUAACAGACAUUUGCAAAACUAGAUGGGUAGAACGUAUCGAAGGUUUAGAUACAUUCCAAGAGCUUUUUGUACCUGUAUACACCACCCUUAACGAUAUGUCUGAAAAUCUAGAUGGUGAGUUCAAACCGUCGCUUCAGUCUGAUGCCUCAUCUUUGUUUCAACUUAUUGACAGGUUUGAUUUCGUCGUUGCUUUAGUUAUCACGAGAAAUAUUCUUGAUUCAGCUCUUCCAGUAACACAGUUAUUACAGGGUAAGAGUAUCGAUAUAAUGGAUGGUAUUCAUUUAAUUUCAACUUUGAAAACUGAGGUGGUGAACAUGAGGAAUUCCUCUGAUUUUUAUCAUGACACCUGGUAUGACGAAGCGCUUGAACUGGCAGCAAAAGUUGGGAUUGAAGAAUGGAAACCAAGAACAGUGCGCAAACAAACGACCAGGGAAAAUAUUCCCCACACAACCAUUUCUGAGUAUUAUAAACGUGCAAUUACUCUUCCUCUACUAGAUCAUUUGCAAUCUUCUUUAGAAUCACGAUUCGACCUUGAGAGUGUGAAUGUCUAUAAAGGCCUUAGCAUUGUACCGAUGAAAAUGAUGUCCAUGACAAGAGAUGGGGUGGAUUGGAAAGAGCCAUUCAAAACUGUGGCUAACUUUUAUUAUGAUGAUUUGCCAAAUCCUUUGGCCUUAGAUGCUGAACUUAGGUUGUGGUACACUUAUUGGGAGACCCACUGCGGCCUCCUUCCUGAUAACAUUGCCCAGACUUUAAAAUCUGUUCAUUUCGCCGGAUUUGAAAACAUUAAAAUUUUACUACGUAUUUUAGGAACGCUCCCCAUUACCUCUUGUGAAUGUGAACGAUCUAUUUCUUCCCUUAGGACACUUAAAAACUAUCAGCGAAGUACCAUGGUUGGGGAACGCUUAAAUGGUUUGGCCUUGAUGCAAAUUCAUCAGGAAAUUGUACCAGAUAUUGGUGAGGUUAUUAAUACUUUUGCUGUUGGAAAUACAAGGCUAAAAUUUGCAUGA
Messenger RNA from Xenia sp. Carnegie-2017, 1275 nucleotides. RefSeq names its product 52 kDa repressor of the inhibitor of the protein kinase-like. The transcript has 2 exons. Gene Ontology annotation, molecular function: protein dimerization activity. Bases 1 to 1275 code for a protein of 424 amino acids. NCBI's taxonomy places the organism in Eukaryota, Metazoa, Cnidaria, Anthozoa, Malacalcyonacea, Xeniidae. The record is from RefSeq and is a predicted model, not a curated record.